Messenger RNA from Cyphellophora europaea CBS 101466, 465 nucleotides. Its product is annotated as 40S ribosomal protein S19. The record is from RefSeq and is a predicted model, not a curated record. Gene Ontology annotation, biological process: translation; ribosomal small subunit assembly. Gene Ontology annotation, molecular function: structural constituent of ribosome; RNA binding. Gene Ontology annotation, cellular component: cytosolic small ribosomal subunit; ribosome. NCBI's taxonomy places the organism in Eukaryota, Fungi, Ascomycota, Eurotiomycetes, Chaetothyriales, Cyphellophoraceae. The transcript has 3 exons. The coding region runs from base 1 to 465 and encodes 154 amino acids.
AUGGGUGGUGUGACCGUUCGCGAUGUCGAUGCCCAAACUUUCAUUAACGCCUAUGCCGACUUCCUGAAGAGACAGGGAAAGCUGCAAAUUCCUGGCUGGGUCGAUACCGUCAAGACUUCGCACAGCAACGAGCUCCCCCCCCAAUCACCAGACUGGUUCUACGUCCGCGCCGCCGCCGUCGCGCGUCACAUCUACCUAAGAAAGUCCGUCGGUGUCGGCCGCCUCCGCAAGGUGCAUGGCAGCACCAAGAACCGCGGCUCGCGCCCCAACCACCACGUCGAUGCCUCCGGCUCCGUCGACCGCAAAGCCGUUCAGGCGCUCGAGAAGCUGGGCAUUGUCGAGAAGAUCGAUGACGAUGAGGACACGGGCAAGGGCGGCCGGAGAAUCACGCAGGCGGGCGCCAGAGAUUUGGACCGGAUUGCGAUGACUGCUGUGGAGGAGGCCGAUGACGAGGAUGACGAGUAA